CUCCAGUGCAUUCACAUUGCUUCUAGUCGACAAUUUCGAGGCUGCUCGAACCCUAUCUACCAUACUUGCAGUCGCGUAGUGUUUUACUCCAGCCCUCAAUGUCACCAGACAAGUAUACUAUGCUUCUUACGGGUGCCAAUGGUGGACUAGGCUGUUCCAUUGUUGGUCGACUCCUCGAACGCUCCAAUCUUGCCAGAGACAUUUAUGGUCUCUACACUGUGCGCAAGCCCGCAUGCGCCCCUCAUAUCAACAACGUGUUGAAAAGCGCCGAUAAACUCCAGCAUAGAUACGAGAUUUCUAGCCUUGAAUUGGAGAGUCUUGCCAGUGUCCGUAAAUUUGCUGGUAACAUCAACGAGCGAGUUGAAAAUGGAUCGCUUCCGCCAAUUCGAGCAUUGAUAUUGAACGCAGGAUGGCAAGAGCAAACUACACAGAGUUUUACUUUGGAUGGCUUUGACAUGUCAUUCCAGGUAAACUACCUAUCGCAUUUUCUCCUGGUCUUGCUACUACUCAAGAGUAUGGACAUGGAUACUGGACGAAUUGUGGUGUUGAGCAGUUGGUCUCAUGAUACGACUCAUCCUAAUAACAAGCUCGGCUCAUCUGCGAACAUGUAUGCGCCAAAAGAAUUCGAGCAAAUAUUCAGCAAUCGGAAGAACAUACCUGUAGAUAUCGACAGUUUGGCAAAGGGCAGAUGGAGUUCGAAAGAUGAACAUCCUGGUGACGCCAAUGCAGGAAUAAGGCGUUACGGAGCGGCAAAGCUGUGCGAGGUCAUGAUGUUUCGAGAACUAUCCCGGCGACUUGCAACUGACGCAAGACUGUCUGGCAUAUCCGUACUUGCUAUUGACCCUGCAGCGAUGCCCAGCGAUCUCACUCGCCGUGGGGGAAUCUUCAUGCGUAUGUUGCUUGGCAAGGCGAUCCUGCCCACGCUUGCCCUCAUCGCAUCAGCUUGGAAUCCCAAUGGCAUGUUCAGGACUACCUGGAAAUCGGCAGGCGAUGUAAUGCUGGCAGCAUUCGAUACAGAGUUACUGGGAUAUCACCCAAAUGGUACCUAUCUUAACGGGUCCGAAAUUGCAGAUGUCGGUCCGGAAGCAAAAGAUGUGUACAAGUCGAAUCAACUAUGGUAUGAGAGUUUGAAGUAUGCACAGAUCGACAAUGGAGAUACCUUGUUGAUGGAUUGGCAAUGA
Cadophora gregata is the source of this 1181-nucleotide messenger RNA. RefSeq lists its product as uncharacterized. The record is from RefSeq and is a predicted model, not a curated record. The coding region runs from base 99 to 1181 and encodes 360 amino acids. Lineage: Eukaryota; Fungi; Ascomycota; Leotiomycetes; Helotiales; Ploettnerulaceae. The transcript has 3 exons. Gene Ontology annotation, molecular function: 3-beta-hydroxysteroid 3-dehydrogenase (NADP+) activity. Gene Ontology annotation, cellular component: mitochondrial outer membrane; lipid droplet; endoplasmic reticulum membrane.